Molecule: messenger RNA, 2885 nt
Organism: Anguilla rostrata (American eel)
Lineage: Eukaryota; Metazoa; Chordata; Actinopteri; Anguilliformes; Anguillidae
Product: C1q-related factor-like
Exons: 2
Coding region: 111-914 (267 amino acids)
Molecular function (GO): protein binding
Source: RefSeq, a predicted model, not a curated record
CCCGCCCGGCAGCCGCCAUUUCGGUCCCAGGGAGACCCACGCUGGCCUCGCAGCCCCUCCCCCGGCUCAGCCUGGGGAGGAAGACCCUGGUGGUAGCGGCGGUGGGGGUCAUGCUCAUCCUGGUGUUGGUCGUCCUCAUUCCCGUGCUGGUGAGCUCCGUGGGCACCGACGCCGGGUCCUACGAGAUGCUGGGCACGUGCCGGAUGGUCUGCGACCCGUACCUGAACAAGGAAGCCGCCAGCAGCACCAGCGCCAGCACCAGUUCUGGGUACGGGGUUGGUGCUGAGGCCGAGGCCCUGAGCGAACGGGGCGUGGCACCCCCCCCUUCCACCUUGGUGCAAGGCCCGCAGGGCAAGCCGGGCCGGCCGGGGAAGCCCGGACCCCCGGGACCUCCAGGAGAACCGGGUCCCCCGGGGCCCAGGGGCCCCCCGGGGGAGAGGGGGGACCCAGGCAGGCCCGGGAUAAUGGGGCCGGGGGUAUACAGUGGAGCUAUCAGCACGGCCACGUACACCACCGUCCCCCGGGUGGCCUUCUAUGCCGGGCUGAAGAACCCCCACGAGGGCUAUGAGAUCCUCAAGUUUGACGACGUCGUCACAAACCUGGGCAAUGACUACGACGGCGCCUCAGGAAAGUUCAUCUGCAGCAUUCCCGGCACCUACUUCUUCAUCUACCAUGUGCUAAUGAGGGGUGGGGAUGGCACCAGCAUGUGGGCAGACCUCUGCAAGAAUGGACAGGUGCGAGCCAGCGCCAUCGCUCAGGAUGCAGACCAGAACUACGACUACGCCAGCAACAGCGUCAUCCUGCACCUGGACACCGGGGACGAGGUCUACAUCAAGCUGGACGGCGGAAAGGCCCACGGGGGGAACAGCAACAAGUACAGCACCUUCUCUGGGUUCAUCCUGUACGCGGACUGAAGGCAGGCCUCUGUGAGACUCUCAGCCCGGCUCUCUACACCUGCUCCAUCGGCCUCUCUCUCCAACAAAAUGGCGGGAAGUCCAGUGUUGCGGUUCAUCCUGGUCAGACACUGUACGCUGACACCCAGAUAUUUUCCAUUUUUCUCAGCUCUGCUUUUGGUUUUGAGAAAAAAAAGUCAGCUGUUUUUUUUUCAAAUGCAAAAAGGGACAUAAGUAUUUCAUCCCACGCUCAAUUGAUUUACUGAGAUGUGUUUGUAUUAUUGUAUACUACUUAAUGUAUCGGUGUAUUAAUAUGUCCAGACAUGUUAAAUGAGGAGGUGAAAGUCAUUGCCUCUAAUUCCUCUGCUUCUUGGUCUCUUGUGGGAAUAACCUGUUUCUUUAGCACAGUCAUUUUUGUGGCUGGGGAUUAGACGGAGCUUCAGAUCUGGACCCUUAAGAUUGAGUAACGUGCGUGGCAGUGUUGCAGAGGGGACACACGUUUCCCAUUUUACACUGGACACAGGGCCACCUCUUGGAUCCGCAUUGUCCUUGUCUUGUCUCCUGUGAACACAUGAUGUCAUAGCUGAAUGUUGGUUACGAAAAACUGAGGGAAACAUAACGGGAACUCUUUUUUCCAGACUUUAUUUUAACAAGGGCCAAGUCUUGCCCAUCAGUCCUGGCCUUUCUAUUUGAGGUUUGGACCUGUUUGUUGUGUCUAAUGCAGAACUACCGAAUGGGUUUGUGGGAGACUUCAUAUACAAUAGAUGUUAACAUUUGAUGUAUAAAUCCUUGACAGUAUUGUUCUUGUAAUGAUGUAACUUAUAAGCUUCAGACAAUGAUGGCACUUGAAACUAAGACCCAACAUGGUUGCAACCCUAGCACACAGCAAUCAUAGGCUGCAUAUUGUCUGAAAGAUGCAUUCUGCUAGAGUUUAUUCAUGCCUGAAGGUUUAAGCCUUUAACACUAAGCACACUGAUCAAGGAAUUAGAUCUCAUGAUGUGUGUGUGUGUGUGUGUGUGUAUGCAACCGUGCAUGCAUGCAUCUGUACGUUUGUGUGUGUGUAUGCGACCACGUGUGCAUCUGUAUGUGUGUGUGUGUGUGUGCAAGUGUGUGCAUGUGUGUGUAUGCAACAGUGCAUGCCUGCAUCUGUAUGUUUGUGUGUGUGUGUGCAUGUGACUGCGUGUGCAUCUGUACGUGUGUGUGUGUGUGCAUGCGACCAUGUGUGCAUCUGUAUGUGUGUGUGUGCGUGUACGUGCGUAUGUGUGUGUGUGUGUGUGCAUGCGACCGUGUGUGUGUGUGUACGCGUGCGUACGUAUGUGGAUGUGUAUGUGACCAUGUGUGCAUCUGAACGUGUGUGCAGGCGUGCGUGUGUACACGUGUGUGUGUGACCACGUGUGCAUCUGUACAUUUAUGUGUGUGUGAGCGCGCACGUGUGUGUGUGCGUGUGCGGAUGUGUGUGUAUGUGAUUGUGUGUGCAUCUGUACAUGUAUGUGUGUGUGCACGUGUGCAUGCAUAUAUGUGUAUUCUUCAUGUGUGUUUGUGUUUUUUGUGUGUGCAUGUGCCAUUGCUCCUUUCAUUACUUUCAAAUGUACUUUCAAAGGCUUUAUCAAAUAUGUUUCAUUCAGAUCAAAGGCUUUAUCAAGUAUAUUUCAUUCAGAUCAAAGGCUUUAUCAAAUAUAUUUCAUUCAGCUCAAAGGAUUUAUCAAAUAUAUUUUAUUCAGCUCAAAGGCUUUAUCAAAUAUAUUUCAUUCAGCUCAAAGGAUUUAUCAAAUAUAUUUUAUUCAGCCCAAAGGCUUCAUCAAAUAUAUUUCAUUCAGCUCAAAAAAUGUAUCAAAUAUAUUUCAUUCAGCAAGCAGAAAGAGGUGGAGCAGCUUUCGAGUGAUCAGAGAUAUGCAAACAGCUUGUAGAUUAAAUACAUUGGUUUUGCAAAUAUUAUUUUGUCUUAAAAAUUUGUUGAAUACAUUUAAAUAAAUGGGAUUUUUUUGGACCUUC